Molecule: messenger RNA, 1121 nt
Organism: Trachymyrmex cornetzi
Lineage: Eukaryota; Metazoa; Arthropoda; Insecta; Hymenoptera; Formicidae
Gene: Mocs2B
Product: Molybdenum cofactor synthesis 2B
Exons: 7
Coding region: 87-1058 (323 amino acids)
Biological process (GO): Mo-molybdopterin cofactor biosynthetic process
Cellular component (GO): molybdopterin synthase complex; cytosol
Molecular function (GO): molybdopterin synthase activity
Source: RefSeq, a predicted model, not a curated record
AACGACGAAUUUGUUGUUCCAAAUAGCAUUCUUAUACUAUCGGAAAACGAUAAAAUUGCAGUUAUUCCACCACUUAGCGGAGGAUAAUGGAGAUACUAAAGAACUUUGUUAAGCUGCAACAAGAAGAAUUAAAUAUUAUAGAAAUCAUGGAGCUAGUGACAUUUCCUAACUGUGGAGCAAUAUCUAAUUUUAUUGGAGUUACUCGAGAUAAUUUUGAAAAUAAGAAGGUAAUUAAACUGGAAUAUGAAGCUUAUGAAUCAAUGGCUUUAAAAGAGAUGACUAAUAUCUGUAACAAAAUUCGUUCACAAUGGAAUGUAGAAGGCAUCGCCAUAUAUCAUCGUAUUGGAGAAGUACCGAUAUCCAAAGCAAGCGUUGUAAUUGCAGUUUCCUCUCCCCAUAGAGAGCAAUCACUGAAGGCAGUAGAAUAUGCUAUUAAUGCGUUAAAAGCAUCAGUGCCCAUUUGGAAAAAAGAAGUAUACGAAACAGGGGAACCACAAUGGAAACAAAAUAAAGAGUGUAAAUGGAUAAAUACUUCGAAAGAGGAAGCUCAGAUGACUUCAAAUAUAAAUGAAAAAGUACCAAAUAAAGAUGUUGUCGAUCAAAACCUUGUACAAAUUCGAGCAAAUUCAGAAGAAUUAAAUCGUAGAAUAGAAUCAUUUAUUGAAAGAAAGCGCCAACAUGUAAAUACUGUAAAUGUUCAAGAGUUUUGCCGCUACAGUGAAAAUAAUGGUAAUGAAAAUUCUUGUGCAAGAGUAGAUGCCAUUCUUAUUCGACGAAAAGAUUCCAGAAGUCAUAUAAAAGUUCAUAGAGUAUUAAAUGAGUGGGGACCUCAAACUAUCGAUCAAUCAAUUUUACGCAAACCAAUUACGAAUAAUACGAGCUUCGAUGUUUCGGAUUCUUUCCCUAUAUUGGAUGAGAGAAUUUCUGUGACAGAACGUAUGAUAGGAAUUAACAAACCAGUACCUAAAGAUAUUUACAAAAGACUGAAAAAUAUUGAAGAUAGAAUAUUACAUUUGGAAAGUAUAUCACCGGAAUAUAAGGAUUUUUGGAUGCAGUAAUUUUACUACCUACUUUGAUUUAAGUUGUAACAAAAGACAUCAAUUUGAAGGACAUUUUGAAAC